AAAAAACUCCUGCUAUUCUAUUACACCCAUCUUUUCUCCAAAUUUCUUUGCUGCUUAACAAAGCAACGGCUGUGAUUACAUUACAUCGGUGACUUCAGAUCCAAUCAACGGCCCCACGUCCAUCUCUCUCCCUUCUCUCAGAACGUUCAAACAAGAAAUAUAGAAAAGAAGCAAGGCAGCAGCAGGAAGACGAGAGGAACAAAACUGAAACGUGCCUCCAUUUCCACAAAUCCUUUUAGUACAAAGCCCUCUUAAAUGCUAAAGGUACUACCUUUUACUAUCUUCACCUUCUUCCAUUCUCAAAGGUUCUCACAAAUCUAGGCUUGUUUUCUCUCUCUGAAAUCCACAUUCAUUAUUCAGGAUCAUUUUGAAGUGAUUAAGUAACAAGAAGAGAACAGUUAUUUUGUUCCUUGUUAUGGUGGGGGCGAUGGCAAACAAUGGAAGAAUCCGGUCAGCUUUUCCGGUGACAAAUGGGUCAAAAGAUCUGACGCCGAACAGUGCUCCGGCGAGCACGGCGGGAUCUGAGUAUGGUCCGGUUGAGUUCAGUAGAGAAGACGUUGAAGCUCUUCUUAAUGAGCGAAUCAAGUACAAAAGCAAGUUCAACUACAAGGAGAGAUGCGAGAAUAUGAUGGAUUAUAUAAAAAGACUUAGACUUUGCAUUAGAUGGUUUCAAGAACUUGAGUUGGAUUAUGCUUUUGAGCAAGAGAAGUUGAAGAACGCCUUGGAAAUGAAUGAGAAGCAUUGUGCUGAUAUGGAGACUAGCUUGAGAAACAAAGAAGAGGAGCUGAAUAUGAUAAUUGAGGAGCUGAGAAAGAACUUUGAAUCAGCUCAAAUUCAGCUUGCCAAGGAACAGACAGAGAAGUUGGCUGCAAAUGAUUCUCUUGGGAAAGAGAAAGAAGCAAGACUUGCUGUUGAGAAGGCACAAGCUGGUCUCACAGAAGAGCUUGGAAAAGCACAAGGAGAGCUUCAAACUGCUAAUCAAAGAAUACAAUCAGUGAAUGACAUGUACAAACUGUUGCAAGAGUAUAACUCAAGCUUGCAGCUGUACAACAGCAAGCUACAAGGUGAUCUUGAUGAAGCUCACGAAACCAUAAAACGCGGCGAGAAAGAAAGGACUGCCAUUGUUGAAAACAUUGGCAACUUGAAGGGUCAAUUCUCAGCAUUGCAGGAUCAACUUGCUGCUUCUAAGGCCUCUCAAGAUGAUAUCAUGAAGCAGAAAGCUGAAUUGGUAAACGAAGUUGCGAGUCUCAAACUGGAGCUUCAACAGGCUAAAGAUGAACGUGAUCACCAUUUAACAGAAUUAAAAACUUUACAAACCGAGGCAGCCAAGUACAAUGACUUCAAAGACACCAUAGCAGAGCUUGAGGCCACGUGUUCUUCCCAGAGUAGCCAGAUACGAGAGUUGCAAGAUCAACUAGUAUCUUCUGAUAGGCAACUGCAGAUGUCUGAUCUAACCACAUUUGAGAAAAUGAAUGAGUUUGAAGAGCAGAAGCAAACCAUUAUCGAUCUGAAAAGUCGUGUAGAAGAAGCAGAACUUAAAUUCGUGGAAGGAGAAAAGCUACGGAAGAAGUUGCACAAUACUAUUCUUGAACUGAAAGGGAACAUACGUGUGUUCUGUAGAGUAAGACCUCUACUGCCAGGAGAGAACAAUGGUGAUGAGGGGAAAACCAUUUCUUACCCAGCAUCACUAGAACUACUUGGUCGUGGUAUAGACUUGAUGCAAAACGCACAAAAGCAUUCGUUCACAUUUGAUAAGGUCUUUGUGCCUAAUACAUCACAAGAAGGCGUUUUCAUAGAGAUUUCUCAACUUGUUCAAAGUGCUCUCGAUGGUUACAAGGUGUGCAUUUUUGCGUAUGGACAAACCGGUUCGGGCAAGACUUACACAAUGAUGGGUAAGCCAGGGAACGUCGAGGAGAAAGGACUGAUCCCUCGUUGUCUGGAGCAAAUAUUUGAAACGAGGCAGUCUCUUCGUUCUCAAGGUUGGAAGUACGAACUGCAGGUUUCUAUGUUGGAGAUAUACAAUGAAACGAUCAGAGACCUCUUGUCGACGAACAAAGAAGCGGUGAGAACAGACAAUGGUGUUUCUCCGCAGAAACAUGCUAUCAAACAUGAUGCUCAUGGGAACACACAUGUCGCUGAGCUUACUAUUUUGGAUGUUAAAAGCUCUCGAGAGGUUUCAUUCCUCUUAGACCACGCUGCUCGUAACAGAUCGGUAGGGAAGACACAGAUGAACGAGCAGUCUUCAAGAAGCCAUUUUGUAUUCACACUAAGAAUCUCUGGUGUCAACGAGAGCACUGAGCAACAAGUACAAGGGGUCUUGAACCUGAUUGAUCUUGCGGGGAGUGAGCGUUUAUCAAAGAGUGGAUCAACCGGAGAUAGACUCAAAGAAACUCAGGCAAUCAACAAAAGCCUGUCGUCUCUUGGGGAUGUCAUUUUCGCAUUAGGAAAAAAGGAAGAUCAUGUUCCAUUCCGAAACUCUAAGCUGACUUAUCUUCUCCAGCCUUGCUUAGGAGGUGACUCAAAGACACUAAUGUUUGUGAACAUUGCUCCGGAAUCUUCUUCAACCGGUGAGUCUCUUUGCUCGCUUAGAUUCGCAGCGAGAGUAAAUGCUUGUGAGAUUGGAACUCCACGAAGGCAGACUAACAUCAAACAACUGGAUCGUUUGAGCCUCGGAUGAGAGAGAUGAAAUUUGAAGUUUGAAGCAUCAUUUUCUAAGUUAAUUAUACGAAUGUUUGUACUUAAAAUAUGGUCACAAGACUUGAUUGAAUGAUGAGAUGAACUCUAACGGGAAACACCCAAAGACCUUAUGUUGUAAUCUGUAUAGUUUGGUCAACACUUUGAUAUGAACGAUUAAUGUUUCUCUUUUAGCAAAAGACCCUAUUUCAAAGUAUUUCA
Molecule: messenger RNA, 2895 nt
Organism: Brassica rapa (field mustard)
Lineage: Eukaryota; Viridiplantae; Streptophyta; Magnoliopsida; Brassicales; Brassicaceae
Product: kinesin-like protein KIN-14N
Biological process (GO): microtubule-based movement
Molecular function (GO): microtubule binding; microtubule motor activity; ATP binding
Source: RefSeq, a predicted model, not a curated record